AGCCUUGUUUCCUCCCUCCCUGCUCCGAGAAACCACCGCAGGGCGUCGGCUGCCGCCCUGCCCAGCAAUGGCGGCGGCAAGCGUCAUGCCUCCUCCACACGCAGACCCACCACCACCACCACUAGCCGCGGCGCGUAGCCCCACCUCCGACGCCCAACGCCGACGAGACGCCCCCACCCCGUCCCUCCACGCGCUCUUCCUCCGCGCCGUGGACCCUUCCCGCCCCUCGUCGUGGUCCGCCGCCGUCGCGGACCUCCUCUCCGCCGGCGACCCCGCCGCCGCGCUGGCCGCCUUCGCCGCCGCCCUCCGCGCCAACCCCGCCGCGCUCCGCCCGGCCCUGCCCCCGGCCCUCCGCGCCGCCGCCGCCGCCGCGUCCCUCGCCGCCGGCCGCCAGCUCCACCUCCUCGCGCUCCGCUCGGGCCUCUUCCCCUCCGACGCCUACUCCGCCUCCGCUCUCCUCCACAUGUACCACCACUGCGCCCGCCCGCACGACGCCCGCAGGGCGUUCGACGAAAUCCCCGCCCCCAACCCCGUCGUCGUCACCGCCAUGGCGUCCGGCUGCGUGCGCAACAGCCUCGUGUACCCCGCCCUCGCCAUCUUCCGCUCCAUGGUCGCCUCUGAUUCCGCCGGGGCGGUCGACGAGGCAGCCGCGCUGGUGGCGCUCUCCGCGUCCGCGCGCGUCCCCGACCGCGGCGUUACUGGUGGCAUUCACGCUCUGGUUGCGAAGGUCGGCUUGGAUGCGAAUGCUGGCGUGGCUAACACGAUGCUCGACGCCUAUGCAAAAGGAGGCGGUCGUGACCUGGGAGCGGCGAGGAAGCUCUUUGAUAUGAUGGAGAGGGAUGUGGUGUCCUGGAACACAAUGAUUGCACUGUACGCGCAGAAUGGACUGUCGGCAGAGGCGUUCGGGUUGUAUAGUAGGAUGCUGAAUGUUGGUGGUGGCAUUAGAUGCAAUGCCGUGACUUUGUCAGCCGUGCUGCUGGCUUGCGCGCAUGCUGGGGCAAUACAGACCGGAAAACGCAUUCAUAAUCAGGUCGUAAGAUUGGGUUUGGAGGAGAAUGUCUAUGUUGGAACUUCUGUGGUUGAUAUGUACAGCAAGUGUGGGAGAGUUGAAAUGGCAAGGAAGGCCUUCCGCAGAAUCAAGGAAAAGAAUAUCCUUUCAUGGUCUGCCAUGAUUGCUGGCUAUGGCAUGCAUGGUCAUGGGCAAGAGGCCCUUGAGGUUUUCAAUGAGAUGAGGAGGUUGGGGUUAAAACCUAACUACAUAACCUUUGUCUCGGUUUUAGCUGCUUGCAGUCAUGCUGGCCUUUUGAAUGAGGGCCGUCAUUGGUACAAUGCCAUGAGAAAAGAAUUUGGAAUUGAACCUGGCAUAGAGCAUUAUGGAUGCAUGGUGGAUCUUCUUGGUCGUGCUGGAUGUCUUGAUGAGGCUUAUGGACUUAUUAGAGAAAUGAGGGUCAAACCUGAUGCUGCUAUGUGGGGAGCUCUACUUAGUGCGUGCCGAAUCCAUAAGAAUGUUAAGCUGGCAGAAAUUGCUUCAGAUAGGUUGUUUGAGUUGGAUGCAACUAACUCUGGGUACUAUGUUCUCUUGUCCAAUAUAUACGCAGAAGCGGGAAUGUGGAAAGAUGUGGAAAGAAUGAGAGUUCUGGUUAAAACAAGAGGGGUAGAAAAGCCUCCAGGGUAUAGCUCAGUUGAGGUAAAAGGUAAUACCCAUUUGUUUUACGUUGGAGACAAGAGACACCCACAGCACAAGGAAAUCUAUGCGUAUUUGGAUAAACUGCUUGAGAGAAUGCAAGAAGCAGGCUAUGCACCAAACACAGGUUCUGUUCUUCAUGAUUUGGAUGAAGAAGAAAAGGAAUCCAUGUUGCGCAUCCAUAGUGAAAAGCUUGCUGUUGCUUUUGCGCUAAUGAACUCUGCACAAGGAUCAGUAAUCCAUGUCAUAAAGAAUCUCCGGGUCUGCACUGAUUGCCAUACGGCAAUAAAGAUUAUUACCAAGCUUACUGGACGAGAGAUUGUUGUUCGAGAUAUAAAGCGGUUUCAUCAUUUCAAGGAUGGAUUGUGCUCAUGUGGGGAUUAUUGGUGACAUAAUGCAAUGAGGCUUAGGUUGUGAUGCCAUAUUGGUACUCAUCAGAAUAUCAGAUAUUGAGAUAACUGAUUAUGACACGCGUAGUGCAUUUGUCCAAGAUGCAAGGCCCAAUAUACCAGUGAUACAGUUUGUAACUUCUCAUCCUCAAGCUGAAAUGACCUGGACCAUAGCUGGAAGCGGCAGUGGGAAUUUAUCUGUGUUGAUGAUGAAGGGCAGCAUAUUUUGGGGCACUUUCAGUAGUCCUGAGUAAUAAACUUGCACCUUCAUGUGCAAGACAUGAUUUUCAUCAUGAUAUGAAGGUUGAAGGGCUUGUAUGUUGUACCAUAAUGGCUCAGCCUUGACGAUUCAUAGAUACCAGAAGUAUGAAGUCAUUUUGGAGCACAUGAAUUUCUUUUAUAAGGAUUGGUUUUGAUAUUUACAAGGGAUGAGAAACACUUUUGGAAACUUCAGAAGCUUGAAUUUGUCUGUCCAAGAAUUGUACCUCAAAUAGGAAAAUGGAGGCACGAUCGUUUCUUAAUUUCAACAAUGUUCGGUAACAUUAUACAAGAUCAGCAGUUGACCCUGCCGUUCCUCAGCUUCCUCGAAUUGAUGAUGAUAUCUGAUUUAGAGAAGUAAUACAGCAAAGAAGACAAGGGAUAUAUAGCACAAAAAAUGGAGGAAGCACGAGUGAGAAGCAGCCACAGGUUAGUAGUGCAUGUUGUUGUUCAAGCGAUUGUUUCGUUUGAUUAGGGUUGGAAAAAGGGUGAAGUCUGAAGUGUUGCAAUUUAUGUCAUAGAGUUUAUUCAAGAAAAAAUUGUGUCAUAGGGUUUCAAGUUGAAUUGGUAGAAAUUUAUGCUGAACUUUGCAUACGUCGCUGUGAUGAGGGUGCUGAUGCUUUUCUGGGUAUCUGUUGCUGCUGGUAAUAACUGAAUACCAGUUGUAGCCUUUAGGUUCCACUCCAGGACAAUCUGAACUCUGAAGCGUAUUCUGCAACUGCUCUCUAUAAUGAUCGAGGUGUCCAUUUUUGGCAGAAUGUAUCUUCUUCGGAUAUGGUUUAUUUGGUGUCUACAUCUGUGGCAUGUUUAGUUACUAUUAACCAAAAUGGCACAAUUCAAUUGUCUCUAGCUAUGCUUGGGUUGAAGUGGUGAUAAGUGCGCUGGACAGUUUUACCUGAUUCUGUUAUUGUCUGCAUUAUGGUGCAUCUGUGAACACAGUUCAGUUGUUCUUUAAGAUUACUGUAUAGGGACAAGAAAUUUGAGAACAUUUUUUAUGCUUUUGA
This is a messenger RNA of Panicum virgatum (switchgrass), 3335 nucleotides long. Its product is annotated as pentatricopeptide repeat-containing protein At3g26782, mitochondrial-like. The transcript is spliced from 3 exons. Gene Ontology annotation, molecular function: protein binding; RNA binding; zinc ion binding. The record is from RefSeq and is a predicted model, not a curated record. NCBI's taxonomy places the organism in Eukaryota, Viridiplantae, Streptophyta, Magnoliopsida, Poales, Poaceae. Gene Ontology annotation, biological process: RNA modification. The coding region runs from base 68 to 2074 and encodes 668 amino acids.